AUGGAAGUGAGAGUGAGUGUGACGUUCGAACCAGAGGUGGAAUACGAAAGUAUAACGACUCGCGGUAGUACCGGCAAGGCUGAAGAAUCCAACAUGGAGAUUGACACGCCUACACGACUGCCCGUGUUCAAUUCUGCGCAUACUGAGCAGGAUCCGAUGGCUCGUGCAGCUCCGCCAACAGGUAUUCUCAGUAUGGAAGAUUUCAUGAAGCAGAACCAGGACGAGUACCAAGCGCAGCGUGAGGCGAGAUAUUCUACUGUUAGCCCUCCGGCAAAGAAGGCAACGACAAGUGAAAAUGCGUCGCCGUUCACCCUCGUUGCGGUUGGCGCCCGGUCAUCGAAGCAUACGAUUCUUUUGCAUGAAAAGUAUCAAGCCCUUGGUAUCCAGCAACCGCUGUUCACUUAUGAGGGGAGCAGCAGCUCAAGCUGGGCUGCCAGCGUUAGCUUUCCUGGUCUUGAAAAUGUCGAGGAACUGCAAGGGCUAAGUGGGGAUAAGCGAUGCAAUAGCAAGCAGGAGGCCAAGGAAGCAUUGAGUGAGAAAGCGCUGGCAGUGCUUGAAGAGAUGGAGAGGCAAGGCAGAGUCAAGAAGGCUGAGAAGAACCGGAAGAAGAGUGUAGGGGGGCAGCUAGAGCAGCAACAGCGUCUUACAGAGAGAGAGCCAGUAGAAAACUAUAUCGGCAAGCUACUUGAAUACCAACGCUCAACCUCUGGCCCCCAGCCAACCUACACCGACUACCAGUCCGGCACCCACUUCGCCUGCCUCCUCACCCUCGAAGGCCACCCCCACCCUUUCGGCACGCUAACCUCUCUCUUCUCAUCCAAAAAAGCAGCACGUCAAGACGCGGCCCGCCACGCCGUCGAGCACUUCAAAGCCCUCGGCACCUGGCCCCAAGACACGCCCAUCGGGGGCAUCAAGAAAAAGAAACAACCGAAACCCGCCUCUCCCCCUUUCUCGGUCCUCUCACCCGUCCAGCCCCCCAAUCCAAACCAAAGCCCGACUCCUCUUGGUAGCGGUACUAGUAGCUUCGCCCAACGCGUCGCCACCCUCGCCGCCACCCUCGCCCUCCCCACCCCCGAGUGGAAGUACACCGCGCACCCCUCGGACCCGACCUUCCACUCGGUUGCCUGUUUCUUCCGCGACGCAGGCCCGCACGAGGGCCCCAUUGGCGAGGUGCGGAAUGUGUUUGGGAAGAAGAGGGCCAAGGAGGAGUGUGCGCGCUUGACGCUCGACUAUCUGCUCGAUGUGCGGGAGAAGAGACGGGCGUAUGGGGCGAGGAUGAUGGCCGGGGUGAGGGGUGGGGAGGGCGUGGUUGGAGCGGUUGAGGGACCGAGGGUCGAGAGUGUCGAGGGAAGUGAGGAUGAGUUUGUGGAUGCGGAGGAGGGGAGUUUGAUUUGAGGUCGGGUGUGUCUAUCUAGUACAUUGCGACCUUUUUUUUUGUAGCGUUUGUUUAGUCUUUGCCGUCUUCUGUGUCUUUGGUAGAGUAACGUGGGGUAGGUUGAAAUGAAGAGUCGAUUGUCUACGCGUUGAAAAUUCAGGAAUGAAGCGUUUUGGUGAUGAUAGUUAGGACUGGUAAGUGGUGCAAGUAGGGGUAUAAAUCUUAUAACA
Bipolaris maydis ATCC 48331 is the source of this 1605-nucleotide messenger RNA. RefSeq lists its product as uncharacterized. The record is from RefSeq and is a predicted model, not a curated record. Lineage: Eukaryota; Fungi; Ascomycota; Dothideomycetes; Pleosporales; Pleosporaceae.